AUGUUAUUGAUAGUAAUACCAUCUAAGCUAAAAGUACAGCUAAAAGAUUACAAACCUAUGACAGUAGUCUUUCGAACAGCAAUAAGUGCAAAAGUAUUGUAUCAAAGGACCAGUGUGACCAGCAACUAUAACGGACAGACCGUGAUGUGGAAAAUUAUUGUUUUAACAUCCUUAAUUAUAGAUGUUCAACCUAAUUUACAGAAGUUUCUCGGUAAAUGGAUCCCCGUCAUGGUUUACCCAAACGUGGUAUACAUUCCAAUGUGCACGAAAUACAGUGUGUACGAAGAUUUUGAUGGCCAAAAAAUUUGUCAAUGUACGUGUGCUGAUAAUAAAAAUACAACUUUAGUGAUCAUGAGUCUUGAGGAGAAUAUCAAUUACGAUCGCCAAGAAGUUGAUAGAAGAUCUUUUCCUCUUGUUGAAGUUUCUGACUCAACUGAUAUCAUGCCGGCUUUGAACGUUUCCUGUAUAUGUGGUCAAGAGCGUUUUCGCACUCGUCUAGUGGCAAAGUCUAUCAAUGGCGAAUAUUUUACAUUGUAUGAACUGAAGAACGUAAGUUACUACACGAAGAAAGAAGAGAACACCGCAUACAUAAUGGCAAAGAAGAUAGAAAGUUCUUACGCGAUACGAAAUAUUGCGAAAAGACUUAAUGAUUUAAAAGAUAGACGAGGAGGAAUCAUGUGUUCUAAAGAAAUUGCAGAAAAUCAGUAUUAA
This is a messenger RNA of Arctia plantaginis, 711 nucleotides long. Lineage: Eukaryota; Metazoa; Arthropoda; Insecta; Lepidoptera; Erebidae. The record is from the annotation of a GenBank genome assembly.